This is a messenger RNA of Hemicordylus capensis (graceful crag lizard), 1069 nucleotides long. RefSeq names its product olfactory receptor 1019-like. Gene Ontology annotation, molecular function: odorant binding; olfactory receptor activity; G protein-coupled receptor activity. The transcript has a single exon. NCBI's taxonomy places the organism in Eukaryota, Metazoa, Chordata, Lepidosauria, Squamata, Cordylidae. Gene Ontology annotation, biological process: G protein-coupled receptor signaling pathway; sensory perception of smell. Bases 86 to 1069 code for a protein of 327 amino acids. The record is from RefSeq and is a predicted model, not a curated record. Gene Ontology annotation, cellular component: membrane.
AGCUGCUUUCUUCUCUUCCGGAAGAGGCUUUAACUCUGUCUAUAGUUGACAUUUUGCUUUCCUAGCAUAAUCUUCUAAUUGUAUAAUGGGUUUCAUCCUCAGGCUCAGCUUUGACUCCACAGAGGAGCAGAAUUUGACCACAGUGACAACGUUCAUCCUCCUGGGCUUUACAGAGAAGCCUAAACUGGGCCCCAUUUUUUCUGCAAUCUUCUUUCUCUUGUAUGUGUUCACAGUAUUGGGCAAUGCUUGGAUGGUCACCUUGAUCAGAGUUGAACAGUGUCUACACACUCCUAUGUAUUUCUUCCUUAGUAACCUCUCUUUCUUGGACCUCUGUUAUUCCUCAGUCAUUGCACCCAAGGCACUGGAAGUCCAGAUGCAAUGGGGCAGGGCUUCAAUUUCCCUGACAGCUUGUGCCACACAGAUGUUCUGUUUCACCACACUGGUGACUGCAGAAUGUUUUCUUCUGGCAGCCAUGGCGUAUGAUCGCUUCUUGGCCAUCUGCCAUCCACUGACCUAUGCCUUGCUAAUGACCCAAGGGCGCUGCAUCUGGCUUGUACUAGGGGCUUAUAUCUGUGGUCUAGUGGGUUCUAUCAUCCAGACUAGUGGUGCUUUCCGGUUAUCCUACUGCGGCCCCAACCGGAUCAACCACUUCUUCUGCGACAUCCCUGCAAUCCUGAAGCUCUCCUGUUCGGACACCUUUCUUUCUGAGGCUAUUCUCUUUGCCUCCACUAGCAUAAUUGCUGUGGUAACCACAGCAAUUAUUAUCGUCUCCUAUAUGCAGGUUCUGUGGAAUGUGCUCAAAAGCCAUGCCAAUCAAGGGCGCCGAAAAGCCCUCUCCACCUGUACUUCCCACCUUACUACUCUGGGUCUCUUCUAUGGCACUGCCAUCUUCAUGUAUGCUCAGCCAAGGACCAAAGGGUCACAAGAUCAGGACAAGGUGGUCUCCCUUUUCUACACCCUGGUGAUCCCUAUGCUCAAUCCAUUAAUCUACAGCUUGAGGAACAAGGAUGUGAAGGAAGCCAUGAAGCACCUGAUGAGUAGGAGGGCAAUAGGUCUAUCCCUUAAGUAG